Molecule: messenger RNA, 1845 nt
Organism: Hordeum vulgare subsp. vulgare (domesticated barley)
Lineage: Eukaryota; Viridiplantae; Streptophyta; Magnoliopsida; Poales; Poaceae
Product: DEAD-box ATP-dependent RNA helicase 57
Exons: 11
Coding region: 63-1709 (548 amino acids)
Biological process (GO): maturation of SSU-rRNA
Molecular function (GO): nucleic acid binding; RNA helicase activity; ATP binding
Source: RefSeq, a predicted model, not a curated record
GGUUUAAGACGAGGAGCAGGAGGAGGUUUCCCCGGCGGCGGCGGCGAAUCCAAACCCAAACCAUGGAGGAGAAGCCGAGCCUCUCGUCGGCGCUGUUCGCCGGCACCCGCUUCGACCGCAAGCGCUUCGCGGGGGACAUCGCGCGGUUCCGGACGGGCGCGCGGCCCGCUGCCCCCGCCCCCGCGGCCCCCGACGCCGCGGCGCCGGGCCCGGAGAAGAAGCGGAAGCGCAAGAGCAAGAGCAAGGCCAACGCGAAGAAGAUCAAGAGGAAGAAGAAGCGCGCCGACGGGGCCGCCUCCGCGCCCGAUGUUGUGGAGGGGUUCAGCGUGUUCAAGGGGGCGGAGGCGAAGGAGGCGGUUGAGGAGCCUGUGGAGGUGGUGGUUAGGGAGGACGAGGACGAGGCCGUCGUGAGGCGUCGGAAGGAGGCAGAGAGGGAAAUCGAGAGAGCUGCCAUUCUCCGGAAGAGGUACGACAUCCACAUUUCGGGACAUAAUGUUCCAGCACCACUGGAGAGCUUUGAAGAACUGGUUUCAAGGUAUGACUGUGAUUCAUAUUUGGUUGGGAACUUGUCAAAACUUGGGUUUCAAGAACCUACACCUAUCCAGAGGCAGGCCAUCUCUAUUCUUCUUUCAGGCAGGGAGUGCUUUGCUUGUGCACCUACAGGCUCUGGCAAGACACUUGCAUUCCUGCUCCCUAUGCUUAUGAAAAUCAAGCCAGGGUCUAAAGGAUGUGUUAAGGCUGUUAUUCUUUGCCCCACAAGGGAAUUGGCAGCACAGACUACGAGAGAGUGCAAAAAGUUGGCAAAAGGGAGGAAGUUUGGUGUCAAACUAAUGACCAAAGAUCUCUCACAAGAUGGUAAUUUCAAGGAUAUGCACUGCGACAUCCUUGUAUCCACCCCACUUCGUUUGGACCAUGCUAUACGAAAGAGAGACCUUGACUUAAGUAGGGUGGAGUACCUUGUGUUGGAUGAAUCUGAUAAACUUUUUGAGCUUGGAUUCGUCGAAGUGAUUGAUUCAAUUGUCAAAGCAUGCUCGAACCCUUCAAUAAUUCGUUCUUUGUUUAGUGCCACAUUGCCGGAAACAAUAGAGGCUCUUGCACGUACAAUAAUGCAUGAUGCUGUUCGGAUCAUUGUGGGAAGAAAGAAUUCAGCUUCCUCAAUGAUCAAGCAAAAGUUGAUUUUUGCUGGAACAGAGAGGGGGAAGUUGAUAGCUCUUCGCCAAAGCUUUGCAGAAUCCCUGAAUCCUCCGGUAUUGGUCUUUGUCCAAAGCAAAGAGAGGGCAAAAGAGCUCUACAGAGAGCUGGUAUAUGAUGACAUUAGAGUUGAUGUAAUUCAUGGUGACCUUACUGAAGAACAGCGUCAAGAUGCUGUUGACAACUUGAGAGCUGGAAAAAGCUGGGUGCUAAUAGCAACAGAGGUUCUUGCGCGGGGAAUGGAUUUCAAAGGUGUCAACUGUGUAAUCAACUACGAUUUCCCUGAGUCCGCGUCUGCCUACAUUCACAGAAUAGGACGGUCUGGAAGAGCAGGCAGGUCGGGGGAGGCAAUCACGUUCUUCACGGAGGAGGACAAGCCGUUCCUGCGGAAUAUUGCCAACGUGCUGGUAUCUUCGGGCUGCGAGGUCCCUUCCUGGAUGGUGGCAUUGCCCAAGCUCAGGAGCAGGAAGCACAGGGUGGACAGGGACCGCAUCUCCUUUUUAACCGACGAGGAUUGAGAGAGUGAUAUUGUGUAACCGUAACAAUUUUGUAGAGAUGACACGUUUGGCCUCAGUUUUCCCUGUUUGAAUGCCUGGUGAGUGUAUCAUUCAACUUUUCUGACUAAAACCUGAGAUGGGCGUAUUCAUGUGAGCA